UGAGAACAAUAGACAUCUGAUUCGGAGGUAUAGAGUCUAUAUUUAUUAGAUGAUACUCCAAACAUUUACUUAGUGUUUAAAGGUUGUUUUUUCUGUUCUGCAUCUGGUGUCCAACAAAAUUCAAUUUUUGCAAUUUUCACAUUCUUGAGAAUCUGGGGAACUUUUGUCUCAAUACCAACAACAAAAAUGGUGACAACUGAACAAAUUCGGUCUAUAGCCAAGAAGCUCGACAAGUUGCUUGUCAAUGUAACUGAACUGAAAUCGCCAGAAAAACAACCCAAAGUACCUGGUGUGGUUUUGGGAGUUACUGAUGCCAAUGAAACGCUUUACUUUAACUACAAUGGAGUAUUGGAUUUGGAAUCAAAUACUCCCGUCACCAAGGAUACAGUGUUUUGCUACUUCUCGUGUACUAAAGCCUUGACUGCCUUUGGGCUCUUGAAGCUCUACGAACAGAAAAAGCUCCUGCUUGAUGAUGAAGUUCGAAAAUAUGUUCCUGAUAUCGAUGAGCUUUACAUUGUGGAUAAGGGAACAGUUGAUCCCAACACAGGUCAUUUCACUAAACCUCCUCGCAAACCCAGUACGGCCGUAACCAUCAAACAUCUCCUUACCAUGACUGCUGGUAUGUCGUACCCAUUUUUGAGUAAAGAGUAUUCGCUUUUGGGAUCUCUAAGAAACCCUCACAUAAGCUCGGGGACUCCCACAAGAGAUCUUUUUAAAACCGACAAGACCCCUUUGAUUGGAGAGCCUGGCCAGGAGUUUCUGUACGGCCACAGCAUGGACUGGGUUGGGUUGGUGAUUGAAAGUAUCACUGGUAAGACCUUGGGACAAUACUUGAAGGAGGUUCUAUUUGACCCAGUGGGAAUGAGCUCAUGUACUUUCCAUGUAAAAAAUACCCAACACUUGAUCAGAACCCAUUUGAGAGGAAGAAAUGGCAAGAUCCGCUUGUAUCCCAAAGGAACUCAAUUAGAUCCUGUGAUUGAUAUGGGAGGCCAAGGGUGUUUUGGCAAUGUUGAGGACUAUUUGAAAUUUAUCAGACUUUGGAUCAACUUUGGAUAUUCUCCCGACGCUGGGAAGCGGCUUUUACAAGAAGAUUUAGCAGUCUAUGCGGUAAAGAAUCAUCUUCCUGCCAAUCAGGUCAUCAAGUUCGAUAUUCCAGAUUUUCCAGAUUUGAAAGAUGGGUUUACCUUAGCGGGAAUGGCCGUUACUGAAGAAGAACCUGCAACUGGCAGACCAGUUGGGUCGGUCUAUUGGAGCGGCUUGGCUAAUCUCUACUACUGGGUGGAUCACGUGAACAAGAUUGGAGGCUUCUGGGGGUCCCAGAUUUUGCCCAUGGCAGACCCACAUUCUUUCUUAGGUUACUGUAAGAUGGAGAUGGCUGUAUACGAUACACUCGGCGGUGACGACGACGACGACAGUGAUGAGGAUGAGGAUGAUGGUGAAGAUGAUGGAAAGCCAUAUCCUAGGCUUUAGCUGUCAAAUGGGUUGGUAAUUCAUCGUAUCAUGUGUGAGGUGAUUUUGCGGCCGCUGCGAUGACUCAAUAUUAUAUAUUAUUUAAUUGACUCUCAUUCAACUGAGGUUCUCAAUCUCAAAAAUUUUCAACUGAU
Molecule: messenger RNA, 1604 nt
Organism: Yamadazyma tenuis ATCC 10573
Lineage: Eukaryota; Fungi; Ascomycota; Pichiomycetes; Serinales; Debaryomycetaceae
Source: RefSeq, a predicted model, not a curated record